GGCGGGGGCGCCUCUUCCCGGCCCGCCGUCGCUGUCGCCACCUCGGAGCCGCGGCCCGUCGCCGUCGGGGGUCUCGCGAUGGGCAGCAGCGCCCUGGACCUGGACAAGCACCGACUGGCGCUGCUGGCCGCCAAGAGCGACGUGGUGAACGGCCGAGCGGCCGCCAGCUGGGCCCUCUUUGCCUACGAAAAGGCCAACGAAUUGAAACUCCUGGACUCAGGGGGAGGCGGCCCCGAUGAGCUGGCCAAGCGCUUCCAAAGUGGGCGCAUCAUGUAUGGACUGUGCCGCCUCUUGGAGCCCACCGCAGGGGUGCCACGCAUCGUCCUGAUCCACUGGGUCGGCGAGAAAGUCCUGGACUCGCGGCGAGAAGCCUGCGCUGGGCACCUGCCGGCCAUCCGGGCCUUCUUUAAGGAAGCCCACCUGGUGCUGAAGGCCAGCCGGGUGGAGGAGGUGAACCAGGAAAAGCUUACCUGCCGGCUGUCCCUGGUGGCCCCCCCAGAACAGCCCCCCCAAGAAGCUGCCUUCCCUAAGAAGGACCUGAGCGGAGACCCUGAGGAACUGGUGGGGACCAACUACCAGAAAACCAACGCCGUGCUGGAGAUCUUGCACACCAAGAGGAGCUCCUUCUGGGCGCAGGCGGAGAGGGAAGAGGAGGAGAGGCGCCAGGAGGAGAAGAGGCGAGCCCAGGAGGAGAGGCGGCACUGGGAGCGCCUGCGCAUGGAGGACGAGCGCCGGGAAGCAGCAGAGCGGGAGCGCCGGGUCCAAGAGAAGGAGAGGCUCAUCGAGGAGCACAGGAAGCAGCAGGCCCAGCGGGAGGCAGAAGAGCACCAGUGGGAAGAGGCCCGGCGGCGGGAGCAAGCAAGGGCCUUGGCUGGGACGAGUCCUCGGAGCUGGGCCAGUGAGGCGGCCCCGGAGGAGGCGGGGCCAGGUGUGGAGCAGCCACCCAGGAGGGGCUUCUUCCAGACGAGAGCACGGCUGGGCUCCUCCUCCGCCUUGGGAGACCCAGGCCCAGGACUGCCUCGGCACCCUUUCCUCCGCUACCAACGCAGCCUCACGGAAUCCGCUUACAUCUUUCGCCGCCCCGCAGAACCGGACCUCCCGGGCAGCUUCGAGGCUUCCGUGGCUCCCCCCGUCGGCCCCAAGCCCGGCGCUGCCCCCAAGCCAGCCUCGCCCCCCGCCAGCACCCCGCCUGCUCACCGCCAAGCAGCGUCAGGGCCACCGCCAUGCACCCCCCUCUGCCCGCCCCCUCCAGCCCUCGCCUGUGCUUUGAAUGGCACCCCGGCCGAGCCUCCCCACCUGGCCCCCUCGCCUGAAUCGGAACACUUUCCGGGACAGGAGAGCCCCCUUUUGACUCCUCCGGGCUCCUGCUCCCCCGCUGCGGAGGAAAUUCAGGCCCCCGGCCAUGCCCCAGAGGGACCAAUGUCCCCCGGCCCAGCCCAGCCCACCAAUGGAAGGGCAAUGGACUGGGAGGAGCUGCUCAGCCCCACAGCGAACUCUCCCCCGAGGGCUGGUCUAGGGGAGACAGCCCUGGAAAAAGGUGCCUCACCAGGACCUGCUCCAGGCCAGGCUGGGUCCGUCCUGUCUUCUGGGCACAGAGGAUCAGAGAGAAGCCGGGGCGAGCAGGGCAACUGGCCCCAGGAUGGGCGCACGGCGUGACUGUCCGGCUUCUGCCCACUCAGCAGAGCAAGGGAUUCCUGCUUGGAGAAGGUGCACUGUCCUCGCGCCCGAGGGAGGCCCCCACCUGCACCUGCCUGCUCACCUGCAGCCAGACCAGAACAGGCUCGCUGUGGUGCCUUCACACUGGCUUGGGUUUGCCUGCUA
This is a messenger RNA of Notechis scutatus (mainland tiger snake), 1821 nucleotides long. RefSeq names its product drebrin-like protein. Gene Ontology annotation, cellular component: lamellipodium; dendrite; postsynaptic membrane. Gene Ontology annotation, biological process: postsynaptic actin cytoskeleton organization; neuron projection morphogenesis; positive regulation of dendritic spine morphogenesis. The record is from RefSeq and is a predicted model, not a curated record. Gene Ontology annotation, molecular function: actin filament binding. Lineage: Eukaryota; Metazoa; Chordata; Lepidosauria; Squamata; Elapidae.